UGAUUUGCUCUCUCUUCAGACAAAUGAAAUUGACUGAGAAUGAAUCAAUUCAAAAUACAUUAGGUAAUUUAUCCAUCCAAUUUUUUUUGCUGACAAACGAGUUAAUUUGGAACAAUUAUCUCAAAACAAGACAAUUUUGCCAAAUUGAUUCGUUACGAGAUAUGUUUCGGAGUAAUACGGAAAGGUUUUGACCCGUGGUCUCUCUUUACUGGGUCGAGAAUAUAAGCACAACAAUUGUCAAAACAAAAGAGAAGGCCCAUUAUUGUUCAUGCCUCUGAGCCCAAUAGAAGUAGAGAAACCCAGCCUUUGGUAUCCCGUCGACUCGCAUCAGGCACGCUGCCUGCCCGAAGAAUCACGAGAUUUGGUGCGGCGGUGGACGACGAGCAGGAUCAUUUCCGCGGAAAGAGGGAGGAGAGCCAAGCAGCUAUUGACGCAAUUCGUGAAGCGGACGGCCGGGAGAAAGGGGAGCGAAAAUGGUGAAGGUGCGGAUGAACACUGCCGAUGUGGCCGCCGAGGUCAAGUGCUUGCGGCGGCUCAUCGGCAUGCGGUGCUCCAAUGUCUAUGAUCUUACUCCCAAGACGUAUGUUUUCAAGCUGAUGAACAGCAGCGGACAAACGGAGUCAGGAGAGAGCGAGAAGGUUCUGCUGCUUAUGGAAAGCGGCGUUCGCUUACAUACCACCGCUUAUGUUCGGGAUAAGAGUAAUACUCCUUCGGGGUUCACACUUAAGUUGAGGAAGCAUAUACGCACAAGGCGCCUAGAGGAUGUGCGGCAGCUUGGAUAUGAUAGGAUUAUUCUAUUUCAAUUCGGGCUUGGUGCAAAUGCACACUACGUGAUAUUGGAGUUGUAUGCUCAAGGGAACAUCCUUCUCACUGAUCCUGAUUAUCAAGUUCUGACUCUUCUCCGAUCACAUAGAGAUGAUGAUAAAGGGAUUGCAAUCAUGUCAAGGCACCGAUAUCCUGUUGAAAUUUCUCGAGUUUUUGAGCGAACUACUGCAACAAAGUUGCAGGAUGCCCUUGCACGUGUUGAUAAACCCGAGGAAACUGAUUCUGCUAAAGUUGAUGGUGGUGAAGCUGAAGUUACUGAUAGACCCAAAAAGGAAAAGCAGGGUAAGCAAAAAGGUGGCAAAGCUUCUGAGUCGAAAAAAAAUUCUGAUGCUAAACAAGUCACACUGAAGAUUGUUCUUGGGGAAGCAUUGGGUUAUGGUCCUCAACUAUCUGAGCAUAUGAUAUUAGAUGCUGGUCUAGCUCCAAAUACAAAGCUUUCUGCAAGUAACAAGUUAGAUGAAGAUGCAAUACAUGUUUUGAUUGAGGCCGUCAAAAGAUUUGAAGAUUGGCUUCAAGACAUUAUUUCAGGAGAAACAAUUCCAGAGGGAUACAUUUUGAUGCAAAAAGACAAUGUAGGCAGAAACAGUGCAGCAUCUGAAUCUGGUGGCCAUAUCAAGAUGUACGACGAGUUCUGCCCAAUAUUGUUAAACCAGUUCAAAACAAGGGAACAUGAGAAGUUUGAUACAUUCGAUGCAGCACUAGAUGAGUUUUAUAGCAAAAUUGAGAGUCAAAGAUCAGAGCUACAGCAGAAGGCAAAAGAAGACUCUGCCGUUCAAAAAUUAAAUAAGAUACGCACAGAUCAGGAAAGCCGUGUGCUGAACCUUAGGAAAGAAGUCGAUCAAUUUGUUAAAAUGGCGGAACUGAUAGAGUACAACUUGGAAGAUGUUGAUGCUGCCAUCCUUGCUGUUCGUGUUGCUCUUGCCAAAGGAAUGAGUUGGGAGGAUCUUGCUCGUAUGGUAAAGGAAGAAAGGAAAUCAGGGAAUCCUGUGGCUGCGCUUAUUGACAAACUUCAUCUUGAAAAGAACUGCAUGACAUUGCUGCUGAGCAACAAUCUUGAUGAAAUGGAUGAUGAUGAGAAGACUCUUCCUGCAGAUAAGGUAGAAGUGGAUAUAGCUCUUUCUGCUCAUGCCAAUGCUCGUAGGUGGUAUGAAAUGAAGAAAAAGCAAGAAAGUAAGCAGGAAAAGACUGUUAAGGCGCAUGAAAAAGCUUUUAAAGCAGCUGAGAGAAAGACUCGUAUUCAGCUUUCUCAGGAGAAAGCUGUUGCUACAAUAUCGCAUAUGCGGAAAGUUCAUUGGUUUGAGAAAUUUAAUUGGUUUAUCAGCAGUGAGAACUAUCUAGUUAUUAGUGGACGUGAUGCUCAACAGAAUGAAAUGAUAGUGAAGCGGUACAUGUCAAAGGGAGAUCUGUAUGUUCAUGCUGAGCUACAUGGUGCUUCUAGUACAGUGAUCAAGAAUCAUAGGCCCGACCAAGCAGUUCCUCCUUUGACUUUAAAUCAAGCUGGAUGUUUUACUGUCUGCCACAGCCAAGCUUGGGAUUCAAAAAUUGUCACUAGUGCAUGGUGGGUGUACCCUCACCAGGUGAGCAAGACUGCUCCCACGGGAGAAUAUCUCACGGUUGGAAGCUUCAUGAUCCGUGGAAAGAAGAACUAUCUCCCCCCUCAUCCUCUCAUCAUGGGAUUUGGUUUGUUAUUCCGCUUAGACGAGAGCUCUUUGGGUGCUCAUCUGAAUGAACGAAGGGUAAGAGGCGAGGAGGAUGGGACGAGUGAUAUUAUUACUGAAAGUGGUCCUCUCGAGGAGGAAAUGUCUGAUUCGGAUUCCGAUCAAGAGGGAACAGAAGUAGAUACCAAGCCUGAUGACUGUACUGUCUCCAGUUCAGAACCGAGUGACAAUCCUAGUGGAAAUGGUGUUGCUUCUGUCACUCCACAACUUGAGGAUAUCUUCGAUAGGGCUCUUGGGAUUGGCGCAACUACUACAUCUGGAAGAAACUAUGCAGUUGAAGCAGCAGCUCAAACUAAAUUAGAAGAGGAACAUGAUGAGGAAGAUAGGAAGGCAACAGGGAGAGAUAAACCGUAUAUCUCAAAAGCUGAAAGAAGGAAGCAGAAGAAAGGAGGGAGAGCUGGUUGUCAUUCUGACAUGGAUCACCAUCCGAAAGAAGAAGCAAAAGACGCUGCUGGUGCAUCUGUUGAUCAAUCUUACAAAAAUGUCCCGAGUAGUAAACCUGGUGGUGUAAAAGUCCGUGGGCAGAAAGGCAAGCUUAAGAAGAUGAAAGAGAAGUAUGCUGAUCAGGAUGAGGAAGAGAGGCGGAUUCGGAUGGCACUGUUGGCUUCAGCAGGCAAUGCACAGAAGAAGGACGAGGAGUCGCCACAAGAGAACACAGUUCCUGUGAAGGAGAAGGUACCAGUCAGUGGUCUCGAAGAUGCUCCAAAAGUGUGUUACAAGUGUAAAAAGACUGGACAUUUAUCUCGCGACUGCCCGGAGCUCCAUGAUGAAAAUUCUCGGAGUCGACCAAACGGUGAAGGUGAAAGUAAGCCUCGUCGUGAGUUGGCUAAGGAAGCGGAUAAGGUGGUCAUGGAGGAGGAUGAUAUUCACGAAAUUGGUGAAGAAGAGAAGGAGAAGCUGAAUGAUGUGGAUUACUUGACCGGGAACCCCCUGCCUAAUGAUAUUCUCUUGUAUGCCGUCCCAGUCUGUGGGCCUUACACCGCCUUGCAAUCAUACAAGUACCGAGUCAAGAUCAUUCCUGGCUCUGCAAAGAAGGGCAAAGCUGCGAAAACUGCAAUGAACUUGUUUAACCAUACGGCAGAGGCAAGCGCUAGGGAGAAAGAACUGAUGAAGGCGUGUACUGAUCCACAACUAUUUGCCGCAAUAAUUGGGAACGUAAAGAUCAGUGCUGCUGGGUUGUCGCAGUUGAAGCAGAAGCAAAAGAAAGGGAAGAAGAACGACAAGAAGGAUAACAAGUAGUAAAACCAGCAGGGGCUUUUGUUGUUCUAAUACUUGAACUGGAUUGCGUGUACGCAACAAAUGACAGAUUUUGUU
This is a messenger RNA of Linum trigynum, 3857 nucleotides long. NCBI's taxonomy places the organism in Eukaryota, Viridiplantae, Streptophyta, Magnoliopsida, Malpighiales, Linaceae. The record is from the annotation of a GenBank genome assembly.